UCAAUUGAGUUGAUUCUGAUGAUCUCCGAUAAUUAGUGUGUUGUUGUAGAUAGUCAACUAAUUAAUGGUUCUCUUUCCUGUAUUGUAUAGACAAUUAGCACAAUAUAGGAUCUGUUUUCUACUUCCUUGUAUAAAGCUGUGAGUAAUUCCUUGUGCUGUAGUUGUCUUCACUCAAGGGCUGCGAUACAAGGAUCACUUGGUUCCUUCUGUCAUGGUUGAAUGAGAAGGUUUUGUAGACUCCUUGUUAUAUCCCAGACUGCUUGUUAUCUCCCAUGGAAGGAAUGACUACGGUUUUGUGUUUGGAAUACAUGGGGCCAUAUCAGAAACACUCCCAAUUUAUCUCUUCCCUACACUUUGGUUAAAAUGGACCAAUAUCAGUUGUUAGGCGAGAAUGUCGCCAAGAUUAGAACCGAUCUCAUGAAGGAACAACUUACCACUUUUCGAACCCAGUUGGAAGAUUUCGCUCGAAAACACAAGAAUGAUAUUCGCAAGAACCCUGCUUUCAGAUCACAAUUUCAUAACAUGUGCACUAAGGUUGGAGUAGAUCCCUUGGCCUCCAAUAAGGGUUUCUGGGCAGAGCUCUUGGGGAUUGGUGACUUCUAUCAUGAACUUGACAGGGGUGCAAAAUUGUUGACAUUUGCUUGGCAAAAAGACCCCACAAUGGAGGUUUGAUCAACCUGUAGGAACUCUGCAAUAUGGUUCAUCAGAGGCGAAAGAGUGAUCGUGAAGC
Prunus dulcis (almond) is the source of this 730-nucleotide messenger RNA. RefSeq names its product vacuolar protein sorting-associated protein 22 homolog 1-like. Gene Ontology annotation, biological process: protein transport to vacuole involved in ubiquitin-dependent protein catabolic process via the multivesicular body sorting pathway. The transcript has 4 exons. Gene Ontology annotation, cellular component: ESCRT II complex. Lineage: Eukaryota; Viridiplantae; Streptophyta; Magnoliopsida; Rosales; Rosaceae. The record is from RefSeq and is a predicted model, not a curated record. Bases 364 to 672 code for a protein of 102 amino acids.